GCACUGAGAAAAAGCAGAAAUUCAAGUAGAAAAGAAUAGACUGUCCAUUCUUGUUAUAAUCUUGUCAGCUAAAAUUUAGUAAAUGCUUUGGCAUUGCUUUCGGGAGGAGGUGUAAUUUAAAAGCAGGCUGCUCAGCAGUCAAACGGGAGUACAAACAACUCCAAAAGCUUUGCCUAUGUUCUCUGCAGAUCAGCAGGACAAGGGAGACCAGCUGCAUUGAUUUUCGUUAGAGCCUGACGAAUAGGACAACAGCUUACUGUUUCGUUUAAGUGUUUGAACUUGGCCUCUGCACUGUUGCAGCUCAUCCAGUUUCACUGCUUCAUUCCUCAGGAUUAUCCAGCUGGAGAUGAUGAGGACAAGGUUUUGACCAACUUUGGUUUUCAUGACGAUGGAAUUUUUCUUCCCCAAAAUGGAAAGUAAGAACCUCUUCCUAAGCCUAUUGCUCUGCUACAGUUUGCUCAGAGCUGCCAGUUCUCAUAUGGUAAUUGAAGAGAAGACAGAAUGCAACCUGUCAAGAAGCAACAAAAUGAAUCUCCAAGAUCUCCCACCCAUCUCUAUAGUAGAUUUAACUAAAAGAUCCCAGAAAGUCAGCAGGAAAGAGGCAGAGAACAAGAAAUCUUCCAAGAAAAAUGCUGAACCAAAGACAUCUCUGAAACCAAGGCCCACACCAGCUGCUGACUGUGUGCCAAACUUCAAAAUCUGCAAACCACACUUGAAUUCGUGUUGUAACUACUGUGCUUUGUGCAAAUGCAGAAUUUUUCAGACCAUCUGCCAAUGUCUAAUGUUAAACCCAAAGUGCUAAGCCAAACUGGGAACACAAUAAGGCUUCUGUCUUUCAUUAGCUUCUCAAGUGUAUAUUUCAAACUGCCCCAUGUGUAUAGCAAUCAAAGUGGAGAGCUUUGAAGCUGGCAGCUUGGAUUUGCCCCUCUUAAUAUUAAAUGGACAACGGGUUUUUUUCAUGGGGUUAAUGCUAUCAUGAACCAGAUGUUUUUUCAGGGAGUAGACAACCAGGGAGAUUGACAUUGAACCGGUAUUUUUAGCAAAACUGACCUGCAUUUUAAGAAGAAUUCUGGGUUCUUGUUGGUUUGGGGUUUUCUUGUUUGUUUGGAGUUUUUUUUGAAGGGUCAUAUUAACCACAGACUGCAGUAUUGUCUAACCGGCACCGCAAAACCUGCACCAAUGGCACACAAACGGCCACACUAACACGGGACUGGUUAAUCCGGUGAGGACCCAAAGCUUGGAUUUGCCCACAAGAACAGCACAGCACCAGCUUCCAGCACAGCCAAAAUAUCAUGCUGAAAAUGCAGGUUUCAGGGUUAACUCCCUUUUCAUACAUUCAGCAAAAACCAGGACGAGAAUUUAUAUAGCUUAUUCUACCUGAAAAGACAGACCCAAACCAAUAAGGCAAUUUUUUAAUCACCCCCAGCUGAGCAUCAGUACAUCCCCUCCAGGGUUUUCAGACAUUCUACCAGUAACCAGUAUCUCCAAGAUGUAUAACAUACAUGUAUAUUUGAACCCUGAAUGUAUCUGUGCCUCAUGACUUAAAAAUGAGAAUUUUUUCGCCAGCCAUAUCCAUAGAAAGAGUCCUCAGCCCUUCUACUCCUGCUGCCAAGGACACAGUGCAUACAGAGCCCAGAAGCAGGAACACAUAUCCAGGACUUUGAGGAAGAAAGGAAAGAUCAGCAAAAAA
This is a messenger RNA of Aptenodytes forsteri (emperor penguin), 1690 nucleotides long. RefSeq names its product agouti signaling protein (gene ASIP). Gene Ontology annotation, cellular component: extracellular region. Bases 383 to 802 code for a protein of 139 amino acids. Lineage: Eukaryota; Metazoa; Chordata; Aves; Sphenisciformes; Spheniscidae. The transcript has 5 exons. Gene Ontology annotation, biological process: hormone-mediated signaling pathway; positive regulation of melanin biosynthetic process; melanosome organization. The record is from RefSeq and is a predicted model, not a curated record. Gene Ontology annotation, molecular function: melanocortin receptor binding; neuropeptide hormone activity.